AUGGCGGCAAACAAACCGGUCACUCCCAUCCUGAUAAUAGGAGCAGGUCUAUCGGGCCUUGCUACCGGACGAAUUUUGACAAACCACGGCGUUCCGAAUAUCAUCUUUGAGUCUUCACCUCCAGAGCGCAGUCAAGGCUUCGCCAUUAGCUUGCACGACUGGGGUUACAUGGCCCUUCUCGAAGGUCUCGGCGGAGUAUCCCUCAAGAGCAUGGCCAAAGCCGUCGCCCCGGAUCGACACGUCGGCGGUACCGGAUGGGUCGAUUUGUGUAUGCGUGAUAACUCAACUGGCCAGGUGCUUGUCGCACCACCUGAGAAAAACAGGCCAGUGGUAAUGCGAGCGAAUCGCAAUGCCUUGCGGGCAUGGAUUGCCGACUGCGGCGACGAUGAGCUGGAUGUGCGAUACGGGCACAAGCUCAAGAACGUAUGCGGCACACCCGGAAACAUGACGGCUGUGUUUGAAAAUGGAGCCCAGUAUACCGGUUCCUUGAUCAUUGCUGCUGACGGAGUGCAUUCUGCAGCUAGAUGUCAGAUUCUUCCUCAUAUUGCUCCCGAAGUCAUUCCUGUUGUCGUCUACCACGGCGAAUUCCAUAUGCCGCGCCAGGAGUUUGAUCAGUACAUCAAUCCUUUGGCCAAUGGUUCAAACAUUUUAGCAGGUGUUGGUGACGGCUUCAAUACCCCCAUCACGAUUUGCAACAUGACAAAGUCCAAGGUCUAUCUAGACUGGUCGUACUCGAGGCCAGCUCGUGGCCCCAAGGAUGUUCUAUUUGACAAGGAUGCCAAGUCCCACGACAUGUCCACCGAUAUCCCUCAGUCGCUGGUGGAAGAACUCUCGUCGCUCAAACUUGCGGAACCGUGGGCCAGGUACGUCAACCCGGAGACUAUGAAGCAACAUUCAGUAUUUCACUGGGUUAGCCGAUGCGUCUACAUGUCUACCGAAGAUGCCAGGAAAGGCGCCAAGCAGGGCAUUGUCUUUGCUGGGGACUCGUGGCAUGCGAUGCCGAUUUUCGGUGGCGAAGGGGGCAACCACGCCCUCUUGGAUAGUGUCGAGCUUGCCUCCGCUAUCGUGAAUAAUCCAUGCCUGGAACAGGCCGUGUCUGCUUACUACGAUGGGGCUUGCAAACGCGUCCAAGAGGCAGUCAAGAGAUCUAGAACUCGGUUUUACGUGUUGCACAGGCCUAUGGCUGAAUGGCAAGAUAUUGCGGAGAAGCGGAGAAAGAAGACGGCACAAGCAGCCAAAGCUGCGGACGUAGCGGCUUAA
Molecule: messenger RNA, 1260 nt
Organism: Metarhizium album ARSEF 1941
Lineage: Eukaryota; Fungi; Ascomycota; Sordariomycetes; Hypocreales; Clavicipitaceae
Product: FAD binding domain-containing protein
Exons: 2
Coding region: 1-1260 (419 amino acids)
Molecular function (GO): FAD binding
Source: RefSeq, a predicted model, not a curated record